AUGUCACCUAAUCUUUUCGAACCCCUCCAAAUCGGGCAAACAUCCCUAUCCCACCGCGUGGUAAUGGCCCCUCUAACGCGCCUACGUUGUGAUUCAAACCACGUCCCCCUCCCAAUAUCAAAGACAUAUUACGAGCAACGUGCCUCAGUGCCAGGAACACUUCUUAUCGCCGAAGCGACAUUAAUCUCCCCGUCCAGCGGCGGAAUCCCCAACGGGCCCGGCAUAUACACCGAAUCCCAAAUCCAAGCCUGGAAAGGAAUCACAGAUGCCGUGCACGCCAAGGGCAGCUACAUCUACUGCCAAUUUGUCGCACUUGGACGGGCAGCCGAUCCAACCACCCUGCAGAAGGAAGGCGGGUACGAAGUUUUUGCGCCGAGCGCUAUCCCACUCCCCGGACAAGCCGAAAACGCUGCGCCCCAGGAGUUGAGCGAGGAGCAGAUCCGGGGUAUUAUUCGGGAAUUCGGGGUUGCGGCGAAGAAUGCUAUUCGGGCUGGAUUUGAUGGGGUUGAGGUUCAUGGUGCGAAUGGGUAUCUGGUGGAUCAGUUCUUGCAAGAUAUCUCGAAUCAGCGACGUGAUCAGUGGGGUGGGAGUGUUAAGAACCGCGCCAGAUUUGCAGUGGAGGUUGCUGAGACGCUGGUUGAAGCUGUUGGGGCUGACCGUGUCGGAUUCCGUCUUAGUCCGUGGAACACCUGGCAGGGAAUGAAGAUGGAUGAUCCCGUGCCUCAGUUUGCAUACCUUGUUGAGCGGUUGAAGGGGCUUAAGCUUGCUUAUCUUCAUCUCAUUGAGUCGAGGGUCAUUAACAACAUUGAUUGUGAAAAGGCCGAAGGGAUUGAGUUCCUUUUGGAUAUUUGGGGGAAGACUUCUCCCGUACUUGUUGCUGGUGGGUACAAGGCCGACAAUGUUGAUGCUGCUUUCGAGGAAUAUCAGAGUAAUGAUGUUGCUGUUGUAUUUGGACGGUAUUUCCUUGCGAAUCCCGAUUUGCCUUUCCGGUUGAAACAUCAGCUUCCGCUGAACAAGUAUGAUCGGGAUAGUUUCUAUGCGGCCAUGCAGGAGGCUGGAUAUGCGGAUUAUCCAUUCAGCGCAGAGUUUUUAAAGAGUGGGCGUUGA
Penicillium nucicola is the source of this 1107-nucleotide messenger RNA. Its product is annotated as alkene reductase. Lineage: Eukaryota; Fungi; Ascomycota; Eurotiomycetes; Eurotiales; Aspergillaceae. Gene Ontology annotation, molecular function: FMN binding; NADPH dehydrogenase activity. The transcript has a single exon. The record is from RefSeq and is a predicted model, not a curated record. The coding region runs from base 1 to 1107 and encodes 368 amino acids.